GAUUGACCAGCACCAGCAGACCUCGCAGCAUGAACAGGAAGAUAUAACCAAGAAGACCACACCACCCAUGAGUACUUUUGAAGAUCCUUCUGGCCAUCCUCUUCCAAAGAAAUCAAUCAACCCGCUACUGGGCAAAUUCCAAAAGCCAAACAGUGGUUCCAAUACAUUCAAGAGCCCAACAGAUAAUAUCAUGUCUCCAGCUACACAAAAGGUUGAAGCAAAGCGUCAUCGACUUCUUAGCUCGAUUAAACCAAAAUCGCUUAGUGGUCGCUUUGCUGAAGCUGCUGAACCUGUAAAUGGAAAAGAAAUUUGAUGGAGUUCCUCAACGUUGAAAAGCUUAUUUCUCUUAACUCAUAGCAGUCUAUGCUAUUUUGUUCGGGUUUGUCUAUAUCUGGUCUGAUGUUUUGUUGCAUCAACUUGUGCCUACUCGAAUCUUUAACUUUCUAUGCCAGAUUGACCAAUGGCUAUUCCAUCCACCUUUUUGUUCAACCUCUUUCCAUUGAUUUGCUUGAAUAAAUGACACUUGUGUAAGG
Molecule: messenger RNA, 533 nt
Organism: Batrachochytrium dendrobatidis JAM81
Lineage: Eukaryota; Fungi; Chytridiomycota; Chytridiomycetes; Rhizophydiales
Exons: 3
Coding region: 68-313 (81 amino acids)
Source: RefSeq, a predicted model, not a curated record